Stereum hirsutum FP-91666 SS1 is the source of this 1684-nucleotide messenger RNA. RefSeq names its product oligosaccharyl transferase alpha subunit. Lineage: Eukaryota; Fungi; Basidiomycota; Agaricomycetes; Russulales; Stereaceae. The transcript has 6 exons. The coding region runs from base 23 to 1495 and encodes 490 amino acids. The record is from RefSeq and is a predicted model, not a curated record. Gene Ontology annotation, cellular component: membrane; oligosaccharyltransferase complex.
CAUCCUUCUCCUAAUCCUAACCAUGACCGUCCGCUGGCGAACACCCCUCCUCGUUCUCUUCGCCUCCUUCUUCGUCUUCUCUUCUCAAUCAGCACUCGCAGAGCACUCCUUUGAAAACGCGGCCAUCGUCCGCACCGUCGACCUCGGUGGCUCCUCCGUCCACGUCACGACCACCUACGCCAUCAAGGCUCUCGAGAACGGCGCGCAGAAGUAUGCGAUCGCGUUGGGAGAGAAGGAGGCUGCUGUGACGAGCUUUAUGGAGGCGAAGAUUAAGGGACAGAGCGAGCCGUUGGGCUUGCAUGCCAGGCCUUUACAUCCUACCGGUCACCCGCAUCUGUAUACCGUUGAUCUCCCGAAAGCUCUGAGCGUGAAUGGGACGAUCAAUUUGGUCGUCGAGACGGUGCAGACGCAUGCGACGUAUCCCUGGCCGCAACAAGCUUCGCAGAAGGACGAGCAGAACUUUAAGUACGACACCGAACUGUUCGUUCUUAGCCCGUACAAGACCUCCACCCAACGAACGAAGAUUCGGUCACCGAGCCCCAACAUUCUUUCGUACACCACCCCCGAAGGCGUCGACAGCUUCGCGACCGACAGUAUCGCGACCAAGUCCGGCGCGACCGUCACUUACGGACCGUUCAGCAACAUCCCAGAGUCAAUCAGCACAGAGUUCAUCCAGGCGAACCAGAAACCUCUAACCGUUCAUUAUCGCUAUGAUUUCACCGUGUUGGAGAUUAAGAAACUGGAGCGUAUGGCCGAGAUCAGUCAUUGGGGCGCGAACCUGAACAUCCACAACAAUAUCGACCUGCAUAACGCUGGGCCGAAGCUGAAAGGUCAGUUCUCCCGCAUGGACUACCAAGCCCAAGCCUUCAUGGGCCAACUCCCCGCCCACAUCCUCCCCUCCAUGACACUACACCUCCCCCCCGGCAUCCACUCCGCCUACUUCCUCGACCUGAACGGUAACGUCUCCACCUCGCGCCUGCGCACCGUGCCCUCCGUCCCCAAGGGCGCCUCUUCGAACCAAUACAGCAUUCUGGAACUGAAGCCGCGCUAUCCGAUUAUGGGCGGGUGGAACUACAAUUUCACGCUCGGGUGGGACUCGCCGUUGAGGGAUUCGGCGGGGUAUGAUAGGACGACGGGGAAGUAUGUCGUGGGUGUUCCGGUGCAGACGUUGCUGCCUGGGGCGGUGGUGGAUGAGGCGGAGGUGAAGAUUAUCUUUCCGGAGGGGGCUACCGAUAUCGAGGUCUUCCCUCCCUUCCCCGCCCUCUCGCAGUCGAUGUCAACACACGUCACUUACCUCGACACGAUCGGCCGACCUGCCGUCACGUUCCACUACCAAAACCUAACGGACAGACACACCGGGACGAUCUACGCAACGUACAAAGUCCCCCUCUCCGCACACCUCCAAAAACCGAAAGCGGUCCUGACCGCUUUCCUUGGUCUGUUCGCUAUCGGCUUGGCGGUAAAGAGGGUCGAUUUGAGGUUGACGAAACCGUAGAAGGGAAUGGAGCAGCGAUGGAUAGUAGGGAUGGUGGUACAGUGCUGGAUGGGGACGGGGAUGCGGAUGUGGUGGACAGACCAUGUAUUUCGUAGAACGAGAAUUCGUGGGGUCUAAAACCUAAAACCUAAAACCUGGAACCUGGAACCGAGCAUCUGAAGUUGAUAAUUUAAUUUAUGAUGUGAUGUG